Canis lupus familiaris (dog) is the source of this 3033-nucleotide messenger RNA. RefSeq names its product ring finger protein 175 (gene RNF175). Gene Ontology annotation, cellular component: endoplasmic reticulum membrane; Golgi membrane. The record is from RefSeq and is a predicted model, not a curated record. Lineage: Eukaryota; Metazoa; Chordata; Mammalia; Carnivora; Canidae. The coding region runs from base 1 to 1656 and encodes 551 amino acids. Gene Ontology annotation, molecular function: metal ion binding; ubiquitin protein ligase activity. The transcript has 10 exons.
AUGUCAUUAUCUUUGUUCCCGGAAAUCUGCUGCUCUUUCCAUAUUCCCAUUCUCAGCACCCUCUGCCCAGAUACCGAGCUGCUCAAGCCACAUGCCUGGGAGCCAUCCUUGAGGAUCCUUGAGUUUCCCUCCCUUGUCAUCUUUGGAGGAGCCAAGUGUGACCUCACCGGGGACCUGUCUAGAUCAUCAAAACUGCGGAUAACAGGGCAGAAGGGGCGGCGGGCCCGGAACUGGAAGGCACUGGAGACGCAGCAGGGAGGGCUCAGUCUCGGGGCUCCGCGCGGCCACCCGAGCUCGUGUCUUCGGGUAAAGGCUUCUGAAGGAAGCGGCCGGAGGAAAGGACCCUCCCGCCUCUCACUCCCCGAGCCCGCCGCGUCCGCAGCCCCGCCCCCCGGGGACAGCGCGGGCCCGGCCCGGACGCGCAGGAGCCCCCGCCGACCGCGGGACUGCGGGACCCACCCGCGCUGCCCCAGGGUCCCCGCGGCGGCGGCGGCGGCGGGCGGGAGGCUCCCGCAGGGCCCGGGCGGGGGGCCGCAGGCACCCGGGCCCGCCCCACCCGCGCGGCCGGAGAAGGCGCGGCCCAGGGCGGCGGAGGCAUGGCCGCGGGGGCCGCGGGGCGCGGGGCGGCGCCUCCCCAGCAGGAGCAGGUGCGGGCGCGGGGCGCGGGGCGGCGCCUCCCGAGGGGGGCAGGUGCGGGGCGCGGGGGGCGGGGCGGCGCCUCCCCAGCAGGAGCAGAUCUCUCAAACAAAGCUUUCUGCGGAUGAUGAGUGGAACCUGCAGCAGGAGAAGAUGUACAAGAUGCACCGUGGCCAUGAGUCCAUGCACGUGGAGAUGAUCUUAAUCUUCCUCUGCACCCUGGUCAUCGCCCAGAUAGUGCUGGUACAGUGGAGACAGAGGCACGGCCCGUCCUACAACCUGGUGACACUGUUGCAGAUGUGGGUUGUCCCUCUGUAUUUCACGAUAAAACUUUACUGGUGGCGGUUUCUGUCUAUGUGGGGAAUGUUCUCAGCUAUUACCAGUUACAUCCUCUUCAGAGCUACCCGAAAACCCCUCUCAGGGAGAACACCACGAUUGGUCUACAAAUGGUUUCUUCUAAUCUACAAACUCAGCUAUGCAUUUGGUGUUGUGGGUUAUUUGGCUAUCAUGUUCACAAUGUGUGGAUUCAAUUUAUUUUUCAAAAUCAAGGCUAGAGAUUCCAUGGAUUUUGGCAUUGUGUCCUUGUUCUAUGGCCUCUACUAUGGAGUAAUGGGAAGAGAUUUUGCAGAGAUCUGUUCGGAUUAUAUGGCUUCUACAAUAGGGUUCUACAGCAUGAGUGGGAUGCCCACGAGGAGCUUGGGGGAUAAUGUCUGUGCCGUCUGUGGGCAGAAGAUCAUUGUGGAGCUCGAUGAGGAAGGACUCAUUGAAAAUACCUACCAGCUCUCAUGCAAUCAUGUCUUUCAUGAAUUCUGCAUCCGCGGUUGGUGUAUAGUUGGUAAAAAGCAAACUUGCCCUUACUGCAAAGAGAAGGUUGAUUUGAAGAGGAUGAUCAAUAACCCCUGGGAGCGCACACACUUUUUGUAUGGACAAAUCCUUGAUUGGCUUCGUUAUUUGGUGGCCUGGCAACCCGUGAUGAUUGGAAUAGUUCAAGGCAUUAAUUAUUCACUAGGGCUGGAGUAGUACAGCAGACCUACUCCAGAAGCAACGAGUUGCAUGUUGAAAUAUUUUUAAAUCCUUGAUCCUACAUUUAUUAUUGAUAUUCUUUUUUUUUUUAAUUUCAGAGAUAAGCGCAAGAGUUUUUAGACCUGGAUAAAACUCAGGACCCUACAAAAAAGGCAAUCUGCCUAUGUGGAAAGAAUUUAAAAGAGAAGUUGAAUGUCAAAAGUUCAGAAAAAAACCAGAAAACCAAUGAAUCAGCAAAGUAGUAAUUAGUAAAAGUUUGUUAUGCACACAUCAAAAAGAUAGUUUGCAAACCAGGAGCACUCAGACCAAAACACAGAAGGAAGCUCAGAGGUAUAGGUUACACAACCGCUUAUCUAGUUUGGAGGCAGUGACUGUUUAUUCUUCACAGUGAUUGGUUACAAUAUUGGAAUUUUCUUUAUGGAAAGGGAAUUGAUUAGUGAUCACCUCAUAUCAAUUUUGGGAAAACAAUUUAAGUUUUGCUUAUGAUUUUCAGAGGCGUAAGCAAAAAGCACCCGGGGCAAGUUACUCUCACUUGUCUUGCAAAGUAAGCUAAAUCAAGCUUUGCUUGUGAGACUAAAAACUGGUUUUGUCUGCUCUGGGACUUCUAAGUCUGGUCUCUGUGUUUGAUUUUAACGUGAGCAACAGCAUAAACAAACACAGCAUCCUUUGCAUCUUUCCCAUUGUGAUCGUUUUCUAAUCCAUGCAUGCAGCCCAUUUGUUAAACCCACCAUGGACCUGCUAUCUCUAAUGUGGCUGAUAAGGUACUUCUUACUACAGCAUUUAGCUAUAACUAGGAUCUUCUGAUCAAUUCAAAGAAGUAGGCAGAGUUGUUAUGUAAACUACAGUUUAAGGAUAAGGUCUUCUCUGCUCUCUGCUUGUCACCACGUGGCAGCUUUGGUGACAUAAAGCCCUUUGGCAUGGAGGGUGUUAUUCUGGAACUGUCUGGCAUUAGGUGCCACAGCCCAUUCAAUGAGCCAGACGUGCACUGCAUUUGCUGGGCCUUCCAAGUGCACCUGACCCAUCCAAGGGCUGCACUAAAAAAGGGGAGAACCACUCUCUUCUUCUGUGCCACUCCGUUCACACACACACACACGCACACACACACACGUGACAUCACUCUCUUGCUAUACUCUGCUUUUAUUUUCUUCAUAGCACUUAUCAAUACCUGAAAUCAUAUCAUACAUUUAUUUUUUUAUUUGUCUUCCCCUCCAUGAAGGCAGAGGAUUUGAUCUAUUUAGUUCCCUAUUUUAUGUCCAGCACUCAGAGUAGUGCCUGUUACCUAAUAGGCACUCAAUAAAUAUUUGUUGAAAGAAUGAAUUAGGGGCGCCUGGUUGGCUCAGGGAUUGAGCAUCUGUCUUUGGUUCAGAUUGUGAU